UCCUACAACCUGUGUACAUAUCAAAUAAAUAAGUGUCUUAGUUCCAGUCAUUGUCCUUGAUAAGAAUAGUAGGUCUCUUAUCUUGCACUGAUGAACAGGAAAAUCUUAACACAUAGACAUACAUAACCUUAUAAUGUUGCAAAGUAGCAACUUUGCUAGGCAGACAAAUAGAGCCAUGUCCACACUUAGAUUAGCUUUGGCUCAAAUUUCCAUCGGGAGUGAUAAACAAGAAAACAUCAGUAAAGCAGUUUCCUUCAUUGAUAAAGCAAAGCAAGAAGGUGCCGAUAUUGUUACUUUGCCAGAAUGUUUUAAUUCACCUUACGGGACAAGUCAUUUUCCAAAUUAUGCCGAAAUGAUUCCAUCUGGAGAAACCUCCGCUGCUCUAUCAGCUGCUGCUAAAAAAUACAGUAUCUACGUGAUUGGUGGCACUUUUCCAGAAAAAGAUGGGAAUAAAUAUUUCAACACCUGCACUGUGUGGAAUCCUCAAGGUGAACUGAUUGCCAAGUACAGAAAGAUGCAUCUUUUCGACAUUGAUAUCAAGGAUAAAAUCACUUUUCGUGAGAGUGACAUCCUUAGUCCAGGUGAUUCAUUAACGACUUUCGAGGCAAAAGGAUGUAAGAUUGGCAUUGGUAUUUGUUACGAUAUCAGAUUUGAGGAAAUGGCCAAAUUGUAUAGAAUUACGGGCUGCCAGAUGCUCAUCUACCCAGCAGCGUUUAAUAUGACUACUGGCCCUCUUCAUUGGUCGUUACUGCAGAGGUCGAGAGCUAACGAUAAUCAGCUCUAUGUGGCUUGUGUUUCACCUGCAAGGGCUUCGGGUCCUGGCUACAUUGCGUGGGGUCACACGCAGCUAACGAGUCCCUGGGGCGAGAUACUUGCUGAGCUUGAUGCUAUUGAGGAUAUGAUUGUUAAAGAUAUAGAUUUAAAGGUUGUUGAUGAAGUUCGAACUCAAAUUCCUGUGUGGAGCCAGCGUCGCACUGACCUGUACGAUACAGUGUGGAAGAACAAGUUGUAGAUAAUCGCUAAAGCAUUAUAAAAAGGUGACAGUUAAGCGAACUUUCUUUAGUAAUUUAGAGAUAAGAAAAGAAUAACAAAUAUUUUUCCGUAUUAUUAUCGCUCUGUAUAUUCUACAAAAAAUGUAGAUUAUCAUUAUUUUAUAUGAAAUAAGUUUGAUGAUUUAAUAAGCGUUCGACACGUUUUUAUGAGAACCAAUUGUUUAGAAUUAUAAAAAAUGUCCUACUUCUGCCGCCAAUGAAUUUUAGAAAUUUAUUUGUGAUCUAUCUAACUAUAGCAAAAUGAUGAAAAUAUCUGUAUAACUUAGGUGUGAAAUAUUUAUAAGUAUAAGUUUUGUACAUACGGUUUGUAUACAAUUUUAAUUUAAAAAAGUGGUUGUCAUAACUUGCAUGGAUGGCUUAUCUUUAUAGCAAAUCCUGCUGCACAAAUAAUUAUCUCAAUUAAAAACAAAGUUUUCACAAUAAAUAUAAAAUUACUAAAUGCAUCAACAACAGUUACAGAAACAUAUGUGAUAUCACUUUUUCUAGUGAUCGUUAUAGACUAUUUCAAAACUUGUAACUUAUAAGUUUCUAUUGCACUUAAUUUUACAUUAUUUUUUCAGAUUUUUAGAUUAUCCAAAUAUGAAAAUAAAAGUAACUUUCAUUAAAACAAAAUUUAGCAUGGAUUCAAUUUAUAAAAAAUACAGUAUUGUUAUCUUUUCGAAAUGCUAUUGAAAUUAAUUUCUACUAGCAAAUGGUU
Molecule: messenger RNA, 1749 nt
Organism: Phymastichus coffea
Lineage: Eukaryota; Metazoa; Arthropoda; Insecta; Hymenoptera; Eulophidae
Product: omega-amidase NIT2
Exons: 5
Coding region: 134-1012 (292 amino acids)
Biological process (GO): oxaloacetate metabolic process; L-glutamine metabolic process
Cellular component (GO): mitochondrion
Molecular function (GO): omega-amidase activity
Source: RefSeq, a predicted model, not a curated record